Messenger RNA from Drosophila eugracilis, 1008 nucleotides. RefSeq lists its product as uncharacterized. Lineage: Eukaryota; Metazoa; Arthropoda; Insecta; Diptera; Drosophilidae. Gene Ontology annotation, molecular function: DNA binding. The record is from RefSeq and is a predicted model, not a curated record. Gene Ontology annotation, cellular component: DNA-dependent protein kinase-DNA ligase 4 complex; DNA ligase IV complex; nucleus. Gene Ontology annotation, biological process: DNA recombination; response to X-ray; positive regulation of ligase activity. Bases 127 to 831 code for a protein of 234 amino acids. The transcript has a single exon.
UUUUGCAUUAAACUUCAGUACUAAAUUUAUAUUUGACCAAGCUGACAACCCCAGUUGCAAUCAGCUGUUUCUUAGACCCCGCUAAAAGUGCUUACAAACAAUUGUGAAACUAAAGUAUUUUCAAAAAUGUCAACAUUUGUGGUUAAAUUAUUUCAGCGUUUCCAGCUGUCACACAGUCAAACUGACACUAAACAUUUCAUUUAUGUCCGGACGAAUUGGAAGGACGAUGAGGCGGAGUUUGACUUUCUGUCCACUUCUGAUAAUCAAAAUUACCGCGGAUAUCUUAAAUACGAGGAACUAAAAAAUGCAGCCAGUGAAUUGGAGCAAUCCUAUGAUGACUUCUUUGCGGAAUGCAAAAACGCCAUGACCACGCAUAUGGGACUUCAAGGAUUCGACUAUGAACUUUCACUGGAGAAAAGUGAGCGACCUGCCUUUAAAAUGUACAAAUGCAAAGGAUAUGAGACACUGUAUCUCGAAGUUCCAUUGAAGAAAGUGUCAAAUUGUUAUCAGUUAAUCGAUGCAGCCCUCGAAUCUGGUCAACAAAAGACUCAAACAGGUCCAACCCAUGAAUCUGAUGUCCGGAAAACAUCUUUUGCUGAAUAUGAAAAUUAUGUGAAGGACUCAAAGUUAAAAGAGGAGCAACUGCUUAAGAAAUUCCAAAUGCUGAUAAACAGCAAGAAGGCGUAUAUCAGGGAUUUAGAAAUUCAGUUGGAAGAGCUAUCAAAAAAUAACUCAAAAGGGCAAAGAAAUCGAAGGAUUUCAUCUGAUGAAGAGGAAGAAGUGUAUGGAGCAUCUACUCAGGUUAUGAAUAUAAAUUAUGACUCCGAUUAAGACGCUAAGUAUUAUAAAAAAAAAACACAUAAAUAUCCGGUACGUGCUUGAAAUGUAUUUCAUUUUUGUUUUAAUUUUUUCUUUUCCAUCGUUUGAUUUAUAAAAUAAAUUAGCUUUAUAAUGUAUGUAUAUAUGUAUAAAUAAACAACAAAUAGACUUGUAACGUAAUACAUUAAA